UGUUUCCAUUUACUUCCGUUGUCAAGAUGUAAAUACUUGCUUUUCAAAUUUCAAGUGAAAACGUGGAUUUAAGAGGCUGAGUGUGGUUUCACUGUAGGAUGCUAUCAGCAUGCCCCAAAAAGUGGCAUUGAAAGUGGUUCAUGUGUCAGGGCAAGAUGAAAGCUACAAGGCUUCAGAGUUAAAUCAUCACAGCCCUCUGACAAAAGGCUGGCAGUCAACCAGGUUUUGCCUUUACCCCCAGGAUAUAGUGGUACAGUUAGAAAAGCGAUGUCGCUUGAGGAAAAUUCAGAUUUUAUCUCAUCAGUUUUUAGUGGCUACGAAGAUAGAGUUUUAUGUUGGGGACGUGCCUGAUGAUACCGCAGUCUCUCUUCAAAAUGCCAGAUAUACAAGAUUAGGGUAUGUGUCGCUGUCUGACAAUGAGAAAACUGGAUUCAAGGCGCGGGAGCUCAAGUCUGUCCAUGUGGAUGCCGUGGGAGUCUUCCUCAAACUUGUCAUCCAUAAAAACCACAUUAACAAGUACAACCUUUACAACCAGGUUGGGAUUGUGGCUGUCAAUGUCAUAGGGGAUCCUUUAGACAAACCAAGGACCUUCUCAGAUACUGAUUUAUACAAUGAAGGGGAAGAACUCUUAUCAGACAGGUUAUUGGAAGGCUCCUAUUCCAGGCCUGAUUACAUCAACCCUUUGGAUGACUUGGCAUUUGACAUGUACCAGGAUCCAGAGGUGGGACAAAUUAUUAAAAAACUGGACCGUAAGAAGCAAGAAGCUGUGUUACAAGAAAGAUAUGACUAUGCAAAGCGGCUGAAAGAGGCAAUUGCUGGCCUUCAAAAGGUGGGUGAAAAGCUGGGAAAGAUGGAGAUAGAGAAACGCCAGGCUGUGGAGAAUGAAGAUUAUGACAAGGCCAAGCUGAAGAAGGUUCAGAUGGAUGAGUACAGACUACAGGCCUACCAGGAGCUUCAGAUCAAUGCUCUGCUCGAGUCUCGUCACCCAAAGCCAGUGGACUUUGACUCUCCCCGCCAACCAACCCCACCCCGCCUGAUGGAGCUACCUGGACAGUCCCCUCCCUCACAACACAAUACCCCGAGGACUCCCUAUGACGACAGACCACUCCCAGCACUAAAGAAUAAAGAUUCUCUGAAGGACAUUUCUCCCCCGCCACCAAAACCCCCACCAGAGGAGAGGAAAAUUUCGGCCCCUGUACCAGCAGCGCCUGUGGUGGAAUCUGAGCCAGAACCAGAGGUGGUUGCUCAUCCUGAGCCUGACACUGACGACGAGAGCACAGCAGAUCCUGGUGGAGGCCCCACUGAGCCUGAACCUAUGUCUGAGAAGGAUUUGAGGGAUGCUUCAUCUGCUAUUGAUGUCUUCGGAAAACCGCUUGUUUCAAAAGCAUACUCCAAAGUAUGGUCUUUCCGUGAGGAUGCCUUGCUGGCUCUCUAUAAGGAAUUGAAGGAGUAUCCUGCUUCUACCCCUAAAGAAGAUGCUAAGGCUGCAUUUCGAGCAGCCAUUUUUCUUAUAAAAAGAGCAAUAGAUGACAAAGUGUUUGCGGUGUACAAGGCAGCUUUAAAACUGGAGCGAAUGCUGUUGACGGAGUAUGUUGGAGUUCAUAAAAUUCCUCGACAUGAUGUGAUGUACGCUGUGGAGAAAACACUUGUUAAUUUAUUGCACAAAUCCAGUGACAUGGCAUUGAGAAACAGAGAAGCUGCUAAAGACUUCAUCCUUGAGAUAUCAAAGUAUAAGGAGGUGAAGCCGACCCAUGUGGUGCCUGUUGAGUGUGUCAAACCCUUCAAGCUGAACACAGGACCCCGUCUUGCUUUGAGUCGAACAGAAAUUGUUGAACACCUGUAUGAGGAACAUGGAUUACAGGACAGUAGUCUGACAGUGGACAGCAUCAUGAGAUUCUCCGUGCAGGCUUUACAACACAACAGUGGUGAGGUCCGAGAGGCCUCGGAGAGGAUCAUCAAGAAGCUGUAUAAGGAAGUCGGAGCACCCAUCAAGGAUUAUCUGCCCCCUGAUGACGAGAAGACACGCAAAAAUACCCUGUAUAGAAUGCUAUUUGAGUACUUUGACAAAGUGGAUGGGAAACCCUCAAAAAGUGAUUUUAAGAAAUCAAAGGCUGAGAUAGAGGCUAAGAAGCAAGCAGAGAUUGAGGAACUGCAGAUACAGUUACAAAAGCUGAAAGACAUGGCUUCAGGCAAAGCUCCUAUCAAUGAAGAUAUGUUGAAAGAAGACAAGAAAAAGAAGGAAAAGACUGUUCUCGGUGGCAAACUCAGUCGUGUAACUUUGUUUAAAGUCAAACGUGUGUUGAAGGAGACCAACAAGAGGGUGCCACCAACAAGCCAAGUUAAACAGAAAGCCAGCAAACCAUCUGCUGUUGUUGAUGAUGAUACAUCCACUAUAUUUAAUAUUGACAACAGUGAGUCAUCAGAAAAUACAUGUAUUUUCUGUGGAGAGAGAAAUGAUGGUUUCACGGAGGAAGGACUGGACGUCCACUACUGGAAAAGCUGUCCUAUGCUGAAGAGAUGUGCCAACUGCAAACAGGUUGUAGAGAUUGCUGGCUACACAGACCACCUUCUCCAGGAGUGUGAUGCUAAGAAAAACUUUGUGCGAGACCCCAGGUGCUCGGAGGCUGUCCCCAAGUCAGAGUAUGACCAACAUGUGGCAGACAAGAGCUGCAAUGCUACCAAACCCAACACGAACCACUGUCCCUUGUGUCAUGAGAACAUUCCUGCUGGUGAGGAGGGCUGGAAGGUUCACCUGAUGGAGAAGGAUGGCUGUAAACAAAACCCUCGCAGACUGCUCGCACUGAACAAACCAGUUCAAGGUAAAUCAGGCGCAGCAGGAGCGACCAAACCAAAGGGGCGAUCAGGAAUUCCCAAACCCUCGGCCCUGGGUAAGGGCAAGUCAGGGGGCAGAUAAUACUCUACUGUAGUUCUCAACCCAUGAGAUAACUGCUUAACCGGAGCUACAGUAAAGGGCCUUAACUCCUCUUAACAACCAUGACUGUCGCAUCAGUAGAGCUACUAGAUGUACACCUCAAAGUUGUUUCUUUGCUGUUUGACUGGUGGAUCAAGAUGGUCUUGUACGUGUACUUAGUGACCAGCAUAUGUAAUAUGAACUUGUUGGAGGGUGAUUCCUAUUGACACUGCUCUAAUUUUGGUGUCAGUUUGGCUGAACCUUUGUUAUUACUACAUGCAGUAUUUCCAUGUCACAAAGGAAUUUGAAAGAAUUCAGAUUACUUCACCUCAACUUCAGUCAUGUUGCAAGUAUCCAAUGGAUCCUUCUUGUGUGAGUGUGAGCAGAAUGAUUGGUAAUUAUGCAGAAGGAACUUUGCAGAAAUAUUUGAAGAGUGAAAAAGGUUUCUUAUCAUGCUUGAUGGAGGAUUAAUACAAAGUCUUUCUUAUGGUCAACAUGGUAAAUUGAUGUCGGUCAGGCCAUCAGGCAAAGCCAAUGUUAGAUUCAACCUACUGACUAAGUUAACACUUUUUUCCCUACUCUGGAUCAAAUUUUGUAACUGGUAAUCAGUAACACAUGCAGUUUAUAGAGACCGUGUCACAGAGCUGGCAUGAUUUACACAACUGCAUGUAUUGAAGCUACCAUGUUGGGGGCUUUUUUUAAUUCCCUAGCUGUAGGAUUGUAUAUGUGUAGUUCAGUUUAUUUAUUUAGGUGUAGAUGUAUAUGCUUGUGCAAAUAAGUUCAGCGGCUUACUAGCAUUUUGCAUCGCAGAUUUAAAGGCUACAAUAGCUUUGUGAUCCAGGGGCCAGAGUUUAUCACAGUGAAAAACAACAAUCUCUCUGAAAGAACAACAUUUUGGCUUUCGCAGACAAAUAAAAGUGAUUUCUUUUCACUGUUGAAGACUUGAAAUCUUUUUGGUUUGUAUGGCUUUUGCUCUUUAAUGCCAGUAACUGAACUAGUCAACAGUAAUAAUUUAGAGGCAAUAAUAAGUUCAUCAGUGCUGGUUUUCAACCUUGAUCCGUCCCAUAAAGUGACCAUUUCCUUGCGGACAUUUAUUUAUUUAUUUAUUUGAUUGGUGUUUUAUGCUGUACUCAAAGAAUAUGUCACUUGUACGAUAGCGGCCAUCAUUAUGAUGGGAGGAAACUGGGCAUUAGCCAGGGAAAACCCAUGACCAUCCGCAGCUUGCUGGAAGACCUUCCCAAGUAACGGCUGGAGAGGAAGCCAACAUGAGCUGGACUCGAAUUCACAGUGGGCGCAUUAGUGAGAGGCCCCUGGGUCAUUACAUUGCGCUAGCACGCUAAACAAGUGAGCCACGGAGGCCCCCUGCAGACAUUUAAAAUUACAUGUAGUUUGCAUGCAUGGAAAUUGAGACUACAUUCUUGAUAUAACUUUUUGAUUCUGCAACUAAAUUACAUGUUGAUUCUGAGUGACUUAGCCAUGGUACUGAGGUAUCUGUGGUAUAUUUUGGUGUCAUUUAGCAAGAGGAGAAAUGAGUGAAAGUCAUGUUUGUUAUUUGUAUACCGGUAUGUACAUGUACAUCAGUGUUGCACUGGUAAACUUUUUAUGUCCUGCUAAGACCAUCACAGCUAGCAUACGUCAAAACUAACUUGUAGCAAUUUAUCAUGACACAUUGCAUACAUGUAUGUCUCGUUACUUCUCUUGCCUGUCAAAUUUGUAGGGAACAUUUCUGUCCCCCGUAAGCUGUGUGAAAAGGGUUCAUUUCCUGCUUUAACACUGCAGUGUUAAUAAAUACCGCUUAGCUAUAUGAACACAACUACAACAGAACCAGUGAAACAACUACAUAGACAUAUUACUGAUACAAAACAAAGAGGGCUGACUUGUUUGAGGCCAGUCAUGUUCCGAAUUUUUCAGGUGCAUUUUUUACAUAUAUAUGUAUGCCGAUCCAAUGAUAUUGAAUACUGAAAAUGUAUACACAACCUGCUGUAUCCUUUUCUUCCUUUAUAUAAAUGUCCUAUAAUUUCAUCUUCAUAUAAUUGCUACUGCUAAGCCGUUACUGUUUAAUAGAACAUAUUAUUUGUGUACAUACAUGUACAUGUAAGCAACAGUACACAUCUCUGUGUAUAAAAUUGUAAUAUAUUUGUAUCAUUAGAGUAUUGGGCUUUGUACAUUGUAGAAUCUCACCUAGAGUGUAUUUAUGGUUACUAUCCUAGACUUUUAUAUUUCAUGACUAAUACUUGUACAUGGGUCGAGCGAUCCUUCUUUGCUUGCCAAAAUCUCUCAGACACUAUCCAAGUGAUCGUCAGGAAUGAUUAUGGCAAAAUGAUGGAAGCUACUUCAGUUUAAAGGCAUUGGUCUCAGGAUUCCAUGCUCCAAUCUAUUUUACAUGUUAAAAAAUGCAUCAGUGUAUGAUUUCUUACACGAAACAGUACUUAUAUAUUUCCUAAACUGUUUAAUACCUGCUUUGUUACAAGACGAGCAAGUACAUGUAACCUUUUGUCUCACGUGAUGUCCAUUUCCCAUUUCUGUUGUCGUGAAUUCCACGGUAAGUUUUACCUCAUUUUAGUCUCCUUAUAAAGGAAGAAAAACCAUAUUUUGUGCACUACAAAUGCAUACCCUUGUUUGUUUCACUCUAAAAGUGAAUAAAAUUGGCUUUCAUUCAGUGCAACUGUUUAUAGUGAUGGUGUCUUAUUUUGAAACGGGCCGCCAUAGCACAGUUGGUAGAGCGUCAGCUUCGGGGGCGGUAGAUCCUGAGUCGGAUCACACCUAAGACCUUACUAAAGAGGAAGGUGUGACUUCCUCACUUGG
Molecule: messenger RNA, 5716 nt
Organism: Liolophura sinensis
Lineage: Eukaryota; Metazoa; Mollusca; Polyplacophora; Chitonida; Chitonidae
Product: centrosomal protein of 104 kDa-like
Exons: 29
Coding region: 110-2914 (934 amino acids)
Cellular component (GO): cilium
Source: RefSeq, a predicted model, not a curated record